AUGUCUCCUUAUCGGGAGGCGGAAGGGUUUCAAGCGCUGCCUGUGCCAGACAAAUAUCACCAAACUUCCAUGUCUGAAUGCGACCCGAAGCGACAUCGGGCAGGAUCAUCCAUCACAGCCAACAGCUACGCCCCCUCAUACCUGAUUCGAUCAGAAGAACGGGUCGAUAAACGCAUCCAGGAGCUCUGGGAGCAGCUGCAGAACCUCGCGCGGAUCGGAGAGGCCUUCCACUUCGACAAGUGGCUGAAUUACGUCGCCUCUGUUGGCGAAUUGACCUUCUCGACACGGUUGGGAUUUGCGCAAAGGCGACGACAUCGACAGCUCCAUUCGCAGCAUGCGGUUUCUCAUGACCAAGCAGUUAUGGGCUACAUGUACUGGCUGCACCCGUUUAUCCUGCACAGCCCGUUUGCAGGAUACUUGGGCCUCAAUCCGGAUGUCAACCUCUUCGAAACGACAUGGCCCCCCAGUGGAUCUGUAACUAUCGAAAAUGGCCCCGAUCGUAUGGAAGAGCCCGAGAUACUGGCCGUGGCAGGUAUGACCACCAUUGCGGGCUCGGAGACCAUGACCGGAGCGCUGGCCAGUAUGUUCUACUUCAUACUGAAGAAUCCCGAUUGCAUGGCCAAGUUAAAGCAGGAAUUGAAGAAAGCCCACGUUGCGGGUCAGCUAUCGCCGGUCGUUCAGUACGAAGAGGCUAAAAACUUCCAUAUCUCCAAGCCUGAGUACUUUGCCUAUGCAGAGAUCGGUAAGAUUACGGCGACUGUGCUUCGCGACUUUGAUAUUGAAUUGGAGAAGCCGGAGACGGAGUGGGAACAUCGCAGCCAUUUCACCAUUGCGCAGUGGAAUUGGCCGGUCAAGAUCCGUCAGGCAGUCUAUGCUGCCUGA
This is a messenger RNA of Aspergillus tanneri, 882 nucleotides long. RefSeq lists its product as uncharacterized. Gene Ontology annotation, molecular function: oxidoreductase activity, acting on paired donors, with incorporation or reduction of molecular oxygen; iron ion binding; heme binding. The record is from RefSeq and is a predicted model, not a curated record. Lineage: Eukaryota; Fungi; Ascomycota; Eurotiomycetes; Eurotiales; Aspergillaceae. The coding region runs from base 1 to 882 and encodes 293 amino acids. The transcript has 4 exons.